CAAAAAGUUAUAAAAAUUUGCAUCCCAGUAACAGUAUGCGAGAAUGUGUUUGCCAUUUUGUACCAGAAAGCACUUUGUGCUCUGAACAUGUAGAUAGUUGCCAAACAUGUAAGUGAAUAUUUAUUUCUGAAUGCCAUGUCAUUUUACUUUCUCUUAAGGGAAGUCAACAUUAUUACAUGAACAUUUCAGAUGUCAUCUCCUUUGAUAUUUUGGUUUCAGCCAUGAAAACAGGAAAUCAAAGUUUUGGGACAGAUUUUCUACUUGUUGGUCUUUUCCAAUAUGGCUGGAUAAACUCUCUUCUCUUUGUCGUCAUUGCCACCCUCUUUACAGUUGCUCUGACAGGAAAUAUCAUGCUGAUCCACCUCAUUCGACUGAACACCAGACUCCACACUCCAAUGUACUUUCUGCUCAGUCAGCUCUCCAUUGUUGACCUCAUGUACAUCUCCACCACAGUGCCCAAGAUGGCAGUCAACUUCCUCUCACAGAGUAAGACCAUUAGAUUUUUGGGCUGUGAGAUUCAAACGUAUGUGUUCUUGGCCCUUGGUGGAACUGAAGCCCUUCUCCUUGGUUUUAUGUCUUAUGAUCGCUAUGUAGCUAUCUGUCACCCUUUACAUUAUCCUAUGCUUAUGAGCAAGAAGAUCUGCUGCCUCAUGGUUGCAUGUGCAUGGGCCAGUGGUUCUAUCAAUGCUUUCAUACAUACAUUGUAUGUGUUUCAACUUCCAUUCUGUAGGUCUCGGCUCAUUAACCACUUUUUCUGUGAAGUUCCAGCUCUACUAUCAUUGGUGUGUCAGGACACCUCCCAGUAUGAGCAUACAGUCCUCCUGAGUGGACUUAUUAUCCUGCUGCUACCAUUCCUAGCCAUUCUGGCUUCCUAUGCUCGUGUGCUUAUUGUGGUAUUCCAGAUGAGCUCAGGAAAAGGACAGGCAAAAGCUGUUUCCACUUGUUCCUCCCACCUGAUUGUGGCAAGCCUGUUCUAUGCAACCACUCUCUUUACCUACACAAGGCCACACUCCUUGCGUUCCCCUUCACGGGAUAAGGCGGUGGCAGUAUUUUACACCAUUGUCACACCUCUACUGAACCCAUUUAUCUACAGCCUGAGAAAUAAGGAAGUGACGGGGGCAGUGAGGAGACUGUUGGGAUAUUGGAUAUGCUGUAGAAAAUAUGACUUCAGAUCUCUGUAUUGAUUGAGCAUUAACAACAUAAAAAGCUGUUCCUGAAAACUAUCUGGAAAGAUAUAAAUAUGUGUUUUCUGUAUAGAAGUCACAAAAACAGUGUUUAUCAAUCUUGUUUAACUUGUAAAGCAAUAGAAUUCAGGCUUCUCAAAUCUGUGUUCCCCUGGCAUUUUAAUGCUUUUACUUGCCCUCUUGAAUACUCUGAAAUGUGAACCAUAAAAAUAAAAUCUACUUAAACAUUUAACCUCAAGAUAAUCUAUAUAACAACCAAAGUUAACAGAGAGAAAAAUGCAUAAUUCAUUUAUUCCUUCUUUCACUCAGGUGUUUUAAUGCUUUAAUUUGUGUGUGACACUGUUACAGACACUGGUCAUGUGAGAGUAAACAAAAAUAAAAGCUGACAGAAAUCUCUGCUGAUCGGCAAACUUAAUUUCUGUUCCUGUUUUUCUUUCGUGGUUUUCAUGCUUGAUUAAUAAUGUUUCUUUAAGAAAAUCCAGUGAUUGAAAUUUAUUAAUAUUGAAUAAUGUAUUAACAGGAAAUAAAUUGCUGUUUUCUUAUCUUGAGGAAGAGUCAAAGCUUACAGCAUCUGAAGGGAAAAUCAUGACAGGUGGCAGUAGAAAAGAGAGUAGGGUGAAACAAAGACAGGAGUAUCUAUUGAUGUGACUCUUUUCCUUCUGCACCAUAACACCUUUUGUGCAUGCAAACACACCACACACACCACACACACACACACACACACACACACACAUACACAUGAGGUGCACACCCGGGGUCACCCAGGCACUUCUGACAAGUUCCUUUAAGGGGGAUUACACAACUGCUUUUCCCUCUGCCUCUAUUUUCAGAAAAUAUUCUCUUAAGACACAAUGCACAUCAUCCAUUCAUUUCUUUCUUUCUUUCUUUCUUUGUUUGUUUUUUUGUUUUUUUGAGAUAGAGUCUUGUUCUCUC
Messenger RNA from Pan troglodytes (chimpanzee), 2117 nucleotides. RefSeq names its product olfactory receptor family 2 subfamily AK member 2 (gene OR2AK2). NCBI's taxonomy places the organism in Eukaryota, Metazoa, Chordata, Mammalia, Primates, Hominidae. The transcript has a single exon. Gene Ontology annotation, cellular component: membrane. Bases 177 to 1184 code for a protein of 335 amino acids. Gene Ontology annotation, biological process: G protein-coupled receptor signaling pathway. The record is from RefSeq and is a predicted model, not a curated record. Gene Ontology annotation, molecular function: G protein-coupled receptor activity; olfactory receptor activity.